CAUCAACGUGGGAGAUGGAGCCCCAUGAGGAGGGUGUAGACGGUGGAUGAGCCACGAUCGUAGCAUUGUUAAAAAGCCAACGUGGCACAAUCUAUGACCACAGAUAUGUCUAAAUCAAUGGGGCCCACGAACAUAUUGCAUCCUUUUUCAGCUCUAUAAAUCACUUCAACUGCUCUCUAACACUUUUCACAAUGCUAAAACCACCAACCGGUCACUUUUGCAAGAUGCAGAACAUACGACAACAUAGAAACGUGCAUUAGCUUUUCUCCAGCUCAAUGUCUAGUCUCAUUCUCAAACGUUACUAGCAUUAUAGUGGACAAAAACGUCGUACACCAUGGGAAGAGCUCCUUGUUGUGACAAAGUUGGGUUGAAAAGGGGAAGAUGGACGGUUGAAGAAGAUGAGAUUUUGUCUAAAUAUAUUCAGGCCAAUGGAGAAGGUUCUUGGAGGUCAUUGCCUAAAAAUGCAGGAUUAUUAAGGUGUGGGAAGAGUUGCAGACUAAGAUGGAUUAAUUAUUUGAGAGCUGACAUAAAAAGAGGGAACUUUUCUUCUGAGGAGGAAGACACUAUUGUGAAGAUGCACUCUUCUUAUGGCAACAGGUGGUCCAUGAUAGCUAGCCACUUGCCAGGAAGAACCGACAAUGAAAUAAAAAACUAUUGGAAUUCUCACCUCAGUAGAAAAAUUUACAGUUUCUCCAAAGAAACAGAGCCAAGAAUAGUUGAUAUUCCUCCUCCUAAACGGAAACGUGGUAGAACAAGUCGUUGGGCAAUGAAGAAAAACAAAAGUAGCAAACAAAUUACUACAAUUGAACACGAAGUUUCAAUUCCAUCGCGUACUCCGUCACUAGACACUGAAAAUGAUACGAAAAAAUUAAUUGAUGACGUGGAAGUUAAAAGAACACAUGAAGAGGAGGAAGAAACAACGUCGUACGAAUUAAUGUGUGACGACAUUUUAGGACUGAGUGAAUUAUUAGAUGGCAUUAAUGAAGACAGUGAGGUGUUGCGUUUGGGUCAUGAUGACAUGAUGACAAUGGAAAAUAGUAAAAACUGCUUGCUGGAAGCAUGUGGGUCUGUUUUAAAUUUAAGUGAAGAGAGAGAAAAUAGCAAUAGUAAUUGUGUUGUGGUGGGUGUUGGUGUUGGUGUUGAUGAUGAAAAUGAAAUAACAACAAAUAAUGAUGGUGUUAUGUGUCUUAAUAAAAUUGUUUCACGCGAGGACACUUUAGAGAGUGGUAGUGUCAAUCAAAGUGGGGAAUGGUCUUCUAUGAAUUUGGAUUUGGAUGAUAAGUGGGAUUGGGAGAGUGUGAUGGAAUUUGAUUUUGAUAAUAAUAGUAGUAGUAGUAGUAGUGGUACUAAUAGGGGGCAUGAAGAAAAUCUUUUGAAUUGGUUAUGUGAAGAUGAUGAUUGGGAAAGUGAUGAUAUGUUGGGAGAAAUUGAUCCUCAGAAGCAAAAUGAUUUGAUUGCUUGGUUUCUCUCUUGAAACAUGGAUGAAACUAAUGUGUUUGUUUUCUUUGAGUUGUAUGGGUUUUUAGUGUGUAGUCUCUUUUUUACAUUAUUAGUGUUGAUUUAGUGUAGCUUUUUGAAAAAUUUGCCAUUGUAGAAUAAAUGAAUUUUAGUCUGUGAAUACAAAAUAAUAAAAUGAGUUGCGAUUUUUUUGGAUUGGAUUAA
Cicer arietinum (chickpea) is the source of this 1662-nucleotide messenger RNA. RefSeq lists its product as uncharacterized. NCBI's taxonomy places the organism in Eukaryota, Viridiplantae, Streptophyta, Magnoliopsida, Fabales, Fabaceae. The record is from RefSeq and is a predicted model, not a curated record.